Neodiprion fabricii is the source of this 2066-nucleotide messenger RNA. RefSeq lists its product as uncharacterized. The record is from RefSeq and is a predicted model, not a curated record. Gene Ontology annotation, biological process: transcription initiation at RNA polymerase II promoter; RNA polymerase II preinitiation complex assembly. The coding region runs from base 264 to 1814 and encodes 516 amino acids. NCBI's taxonomy places the organism in Eukaryota, Metazoa, Arthropoda, Insecta, Hymenoptera, Diprionidae. The transcript has 9 exons. Gene Ontology annotation, cellular component: transcription factor TFIID complex; SAGA complex; SLIK (SAGA-like) complex. Gene Ontology annotation, molecular function: protein heterodimerization activity; transcription coactivator activity; RNA polymerase II general transcription initiation factor activity.
UCCAUGGUCACAUCACUCAAAAUGCUCGAGCCGACUGUAACCUAAAAGCAAUAAAGAUCCUAACCUAGUUCGACCUAAACUAAAACAAAACUUCCUUCGGUCAAGAUAUGUAAAUUCGAAUAGACAUCACCUGGGUAGAAGCGACCGUAAGCAGAGAAUCAAAAGGACCUGACUAUCCAUGAUUCGAUGCGUUUAUUCAAAAGAUUAACGCAAUUAAUUUAUUUAUGUGAGAUUCAGGUUGUUCCAAGACCUGGUAGUGCGAUAUGAAGGAGGUACUAGCGACACGGACUACUCCAGAGUACAAUAAUUAUUUUGCCAACAACAAUGGUGACUCCAGCGGUGAUAAUCCUGUACCGGAUAACAGCACCAGAAGAUACGCAGUCCUUAGUACUAAAUGGAUGGGUGCAAUGGGUGAGGAGCUCGGUAUGCAUCCUCUCCCAGACCCACUGCUGCGUAGACUUGCCGAGGACGCCUCUUAUCGCCUGAGAGAAGUUCUGCAUAAAUGCGUGACGAGACUGAAACACAGCAGGCGCAAGCGUCUCACUGCAGUCGAUGUAAAUGCCGUUUUGACCACACUUUACAACACCGAUCCUGUGAUGGGAGCACCGGAACAGCUUCCUGAGUAUCACUCGGAGGCACGGGUCUUUGUGCCUCACGAACGCUUUGUUAAUCUAGUUGAACAUGCAAAUAAUUCGGUACAUUUGUCGCAGACCAAUUUACCCUUGUUGAAAGAAACGGAAAUUAAUGACUCACGGAUAACAGAGGCUCGCCAAAAUUACACGAAACGGGCUUUAAAAACACUUUUCAAUGGCUCGCAGAAAACCUUUCAGGUUCUUCUGAAUGACUGUUCAACCAAUGCGCAUCUCGGAGGAGCGGGAGUCGUUGACAGACUGAUAGCCAUCGCUCGUUCCUCCAUAAUAUCAAGUAGUGCUCAAUACACAAGAGUGUCUACUAGAACAUGUCAGCUGAUAAUAUCCAUUGCAUGUAACAGUGAAACCGUUUAUCCACAAGAUUUACAAACUGUUGAUAGUCUAACGGAGCUGUUGCUGGAAUUGUUAUUUGGAAAAAGCAUGCUGAACCAAAACCUGGGAUUACUGUUCAAGGAAUGCGUUUUGAAGCUAAUGUUACGAUGGCCGACAACGGCUCAUAGGUUCUUGCCAAUGCUGGAAACGAUUUUACUGCGAGAAGAUAAUGAGAAAUUGAAGCCAGAUGUAAAAAAAGAAAUGGCCAUGGAGAUAAUGGCAGGCGUACAGCCGCUUUACUUCUUCCAGCCUGAUAAUAAUGUUCCAGGAUUUUACAAAAACGUUUUAGAAUAUGCAUUGCCUGGAACUAGUUUAUGGCACAGGCUGGCUCUAACGAUUUGUGCCCUCUCAAAAUCGGGACGACAUCUGUUAGAUUUGUCGAUGAUUAUUGAACACUUUGGAGAUUCUAUACUUCCAUACCUCAUUUCUGCUUCAACUCACUCGAAAGCAAUUAAGAAGACUAACGCAACACUGCCAAUAAUUGUGAGAAGCAAGAUCAAAUAUGCUGGCAUCAAGCCAUUGACUGGUUUGAAAAUAUCCGGAGAUAAGCAAACUAUGUUUACCGACUCUACCCUUCGAGGGUCUCGGCGAGAAAUAAGGUUCGCUUUUGCCGGGGGUCGCCCAGUUCCACCUAAUAGUCUGAGGAGAGCAAGUCUGCGAGCAAAUUACCAGAUUUUGAGGAGUGACUCACGAGCAACAUAUGCUCUCGUUGCAUCACGGAGGCUGCUUGUUGUUAAAAGUAAAAAAAGUUCUCUGCCACGAACUUACGACUUGGCAAAUACAAUAAUUUAAGUAAUUCAAUACUCGAGUUUACAGUAUUUAUUCGUUAAAACUAAACAUUGUUGUAAUAUUACACUUUGAAUAAACUUUGAUAAAUCAAUUACGUACCGUUACAUUUAUCAAAGACAGUCCUGAAGCCCACGCGGUAAUUCGGAAUGUGGUAAACGAUGAGAGUCUGACAAGCAAGUCAGUCUUGUAUGAAACCUAACGGGAAUCUGGACGAACGUUCAAAGAUCUCAUCAAUGUUCAUUGCAGAAUUAAUAU